AUGCACCAGCCCGCAACCAUAGAGUCCUUAAUGCAACGGAUCAACGAACACAUCCUUGUGGAGGAUGAUGCCGCCUCCGCAACCGAGAAGGCUAAUCCAGUCGCGGCGGAUAGAACAAUGGCGGGGAAGGUUGACUCGGUGGGGCAGGAGUACAACCGCCCAAACGACCGGUCAAAAGAUCAACGUCGUGGCUCAAACCGCGAUGAUAGAAGUAAAGGUCGCAGAAACGACCGAGCUAACGCUUCUCGUGAUGAAGAGGAAGAUGCCAAGAGAAAAUUGAAAGCGCGAACAGGUAUCACCACGGUCUUUAAAAUCCCUAUUUACCGCAUCCUGAGUGAAAUCCGAGGAUUGUUUGUCGCUCAAACAACAUUUGGAGGAGCUAGUGGCAGCGGGACAUCUGGACCAAUACAUAGAUGGGCUAUAAAAGCCGUUCCACUGGGACAAACAGAGCCAAACGGCCUAGCCGCCCUAAACGCAACGUCGCAAGGCGUAAUCAACGUCAUCCAUGGCAUCAUUGAACCGGCACGGGUCUGCGAGCUGAGGGGGAUGAUCAAGAAAGCCGAGCACAUGAGGGAGGUGCUCUCCGUUCAACCAGCUGUAAAGAAAGGAAAGACCGAAGAAAAAGAUAUCCUUACAUUUUCAAGUAAGGACUUGGAGAGAAUUCAAGUGCCCCACAAUGACGCCCUAGUAGUGACUCUUCGUGUUAAAGACUUCGACAUCAAAAGAAUUGACCAGGGGAGUUUAGUUGAAAUCAUGUAUUAUGACGAAUUCAAACAAAUGAAGUUGGAGGACAAGGACUUAGCCCCUGCAACGUCUCCUUUGGUUGGCUUCAAUUCUCAACCAAAAUGGCCGAUAGGAAAGAUCAUAUUGCCGGUCAAAGCGGGUUCGGUCAUGAAGCAAGUAGAGUUUUGGGUGCUUAAGAUCCCAUCCACCUACAACUUAAUCUUGGGCAGGGGCUGGUUGCACGCCAUGCAAGCAGUAGCGUCGACCUACCAUCAGGUUCUGCACUUCCUGACGCUAACCGGGCAGGUAGAAGAGGUUUGGGGAGACCAGGUAAUGGAAAAACAGUGCUUCGUUGCGGUGAACGGCAGCCGAGCUGCCAAAGGCUUCGUUCAAAUGAUAAAGGGCCCGGAAGGAAAGGAAGUCCUGGAAGACGUGGGAAGAAAGGCCGAGAAGAAAUCGGUUAAAGAUUUGGUGGAGGUACGCAUCGACGAGAACAAUCCAACUAAGUUCUUUCUUUUGGGAUUACCCUUGUCCAGCGCCGAGUGA
Molecule: messenger RNA, 1269 nt
Organism: Camellia sinensis
Lineage: Eukaryota; Viridiplantae; Streptophyta; Magnoliopsida; Ericales; Theaceae
Source: RefSeq, a predicted model, not a curated record